GGGCCACAGGUCCAAGAAAGCCACACUGGUCAGAAGCAAUGGGCGGAGUCCAGGCAGUCAGACACCCGGCGGGCGUGGCCCCGCCCUGCGCGUGCGGCAGCGCUGCCUGGACUACGUUUCCCAGAAGGCCGCUCGCCAACACCGGAAGCGGCGUGUCCAGGGAGUCUGGGCAAUGUGGUGGGUUUCUUUGGGGGAUUCACCCCGCGCGUGGCUUGCAGCCGGGCCCCGCGCAGCCCCGGGACGGCUCCUCGCCCUCUCUUGUCCACGCUGCAGUCUCUGCACUGACGCCGGCCUGGCCAGGGGCUUUGUCAGCGGCCUCCUGCCCAGGAAAAGGAGUGGGAGAGCUCUCCCCCGAGGAUCCCUGCCGCUCCCUGCCCAGCUCAGCCUGCAGAGGAGCCAGAGGGAUGGCCCCUGGGAGCCCCAGCCCCCCAGCCCAGGAGUCGCUGACGUUCCAGGAUGUGGCUGUGGACUUCACCCAGGAAGAGUGGCGCCUCUUGGAGCCUCCCCAGAAGGAGCUGUAUAGGGAGGUGAUGCUGGACAAUGCCCAGAACCUGCUGUUCCUGGGAAUUCCAGUUCCCAGAGGAUACCUGAUCUCUCAUUUUAAGCAAGAAGGCCCAAGGAAUUCCUGUCUAGAUGCAGAGACCAGGGUUGAUGUGAAGGAGUUGCCCACGGAGGUGAAAAUGACCUCCUGGAAGGAAUACUUUCACAGCAAUGAAUCCAGAGCUGAUUGUAGUAAACUUGAGAGAAUCCACAGUGGCGAGAAACAUUAUGAAGGCAAUCAGCAUGGAAAAGCUCUCAGGAAGGGUUCCAGUGUUGCCAAAAAUAAGAGAAUCCAUACUGAAGAGAAACCUCAUGAGGGUCAUGAAUGUGGAAAAGCUUUUAGGGAUCCCUCUUCCCAUAUUGUACACCAUAGAAUCCACCCUAGAGGGAAACCUCAUGAAUGUAAUCAUUGUGGGAAGGCUUUCAGAAGUAGGGACAGAUGUAUUCAUCAUCAAAGAAUCCACACUGGGGAGAGACCUUAUGCAUGUAAUGAAUGUGGAAAGAGUUUCACAUAUAACUGCAGUCUUGCUGUACAUCUGAGAAGCCACACUGGAGAGAAACCUUAUAAAUGUAAACAAUGUGGAAAGACAUUUACCAGCAGCUCCAGUCUUACUUAUCAUCAGAGAGUCCACACUGGGGCAAAACCUUAUGAAUGUAAUCAGUGUGGAAAGACAUUCACAAGCAGCUCCCAUCUUACUUAUCAUCGGAGAACUCACACUGGGGAGAGACCUUAUGAGUGUAAUCAGUGUGGAAAAGCUUUCAGAAGCAGCUCCAAUCUUGCUGUGCAUCAGAAAAACCACAGUGGAGAGAAACCUUACCAUUGUAAUCAGUGUGGAAAGGCUUUCAAAAGGAGCUACAAUCUUACUUAUCAUCAAAGAAUUCACACUGGGGAGAAACCUUAUGAAUGUACUCAUUGUGGAAAGACAUUCUCGAGCAGCUCCAGUUUUACUUACCAUCAGAGAAUACACACUGGGGAGAGACCUUAUGAGUGUAAUCAGUGUGGGAAGACAUUUACCUGCAGUUCCCAUCUUACUUCUCAUCAGAGAAUGCACACUGGGGAGAGACCUUAUGAGUGUAAUCAGUGUGGAAAGACUUUCAGAAGCAGCUCUCGUCUUACUGAUCAUCAGAGAAUGCACACUGGGGAGAGACCUUAUAAAUGUAAUCAGUGUGGAAAGACAUUCACCAGCAGCUCCAGUCUUAAUUAUCAUCGGAGAAUGCACACAGGGGAGAGACCUUAUGAAUGUAAUCAAUGUGGAAAGACGUUCACCAGCAGCUCCAGUCUUAAUUAUCAUCAGAGAAUGCAUACAGGGGAGAGACCUUAUGAGUGUAAUCAAUGUGGAAAGACAUUCACAAGCAGCUCCCAUCUUACUUAUCAUCAGAGAAUGCACACUGGGGAGAGACCUUAUGAGUGUCAUCAAUGUGGAAAGGCUUUCAGAAGCAACUCCCACCUUACCUAUCAUCAGAGAAACCACACUGGAGAGAAACCUUAGCAAGUAAUCAAUGCGGAGGGAGUUUGUCAAGCAACUAGCUUGCUAUACGACAGAUAAGCCACACUGAGGAGAAACCUUAUGAAUGUAGUCAAUGUGGAAAAACUUUUACAGGCAGGGCCAGAUGUAUUCGUCAUUGGAGAAUCCACACCAGGGAGUGAUCUUAUGCUUGUAAUGAAUGUGGGAAGUGUUUCACAAAGAACUGUAGUCUUGCAGUACAUCUGAGAAUCCACACUGAAGAAAAGCCUUAUGAAUGAAAUCAAUGUGGAAAGACUUUUAGGAGCCGCUACAAGCUUGAUAUGCUUCAGAGAAUCCACUCUGGGGAGGAAUCUGAUCAAUGUAAUCAUUAUUGCAAGAUUUUCACACACACCUCCAGUCAUACUUAUCAUCAGAGAAUCCACACUGGGGAGAAGCCUUAUGAAUGCCUGGAAUGCAGUAAAACUUUUCCUAGACAUUUUCCUUUUGCUAGACAUCAGAGAAUCCACACUAGAGAAAAAACAUUGUUAAUGUUAAAAUUAAUAUUGGAGACUUUCUAUUAGUUACAGUGAUUUGUUAGUAAAAGAGAGAGAAAGAAGAGAGUCUGCCUAGAAGGUCUCCAAGUUGUACUGCUUCUCUCCCCAAGUUCCCUGAUGGCCACCACUGGCUGCUUCUCCCAAGUAGCUACUGCUUAAGAGAUCAUUCCUCCAUUAAGCUGUAGCCCAAACUGCUGCUUUGGGCUUCUCUUUGGCACCAGAUUAUAAAGUCAUAUAAGAGCAGGAGUUCUCCACUGAGACAGGCGCAUUGAUCCCCCAAGGAAAAAUGGCAGUGACCCUGCUGGUGUUUCAAUCCUAAUUUUAUCCCUCCUAAUCAGAGUUUCUAAUUGGCCAGGGAUUGACCUCAGUCCCCACCUGAGCAGACACAUCACAUAUGUUGACUUCCAUUGGUGAGGAACUGCACUGCCACAUUGGCAAAUUGAAACACGUGACUCAGUGGUGCCUAACUACUUCAAGUGAUAUAUAAACCUUAUAAAAUGUAA
Messenger RNA from Monodelphis domestica (gray short-tailed opossum), 3042 nucleotides. RefSeq lists its product as uncharacterized. Gene Ontology annotation, biological process: regulation of transcription by RNA polymerase II. The record is from RefSeq and is a predicted model, not a curated record. Lineage: Eukaryota; Metazoa; Chordata; Mammalia; Didelphimorphia; Didelphidae. Gene Ontology annotation, molecular function: RNA polymerase II cis-regulatory region sequence-specific DNA binding; DNA-binding transcription factor activity, RNA polymerase II-specific.